CGUGCCGAUUGAACUCGUCACUGAAUCAACAUGGCGGCUGCUAGGGCACUCGCAAGAGGUGUCCGAUUGGGUUCAUAUAGCAUCGCUAGAAGUCGCAGUUUAAUAUUUAACAGUGUACAGAGACGAGGAAUAGCAGCUUGCAUUGAUCCCUCCAUAGGACUCACAGAUGAACAAAAAGAGUUUCAAAAGGUGGCAUUUGACUUUGCUGCCAAUGAGAUGGCGCCACACAUGGCAGAAUGGGACCAGAAGGAAAUGUUCCCCGUGGAGGCCAUGAGGAAAGCCGCCCAGCUGGGGUUCGGUGGGAUUUACGUGAACCCUGACGUUGGGGGGUCUGGACUCUCUCGUCUGGACACCUCUAUAAUAUUUGAGGCUUUAUCCACAGGCUGUGUCAGCACUACAGCGUACAUCAGUAUUCACAACAUGUGUGCCUGGAUGAUUGACACGUUUGGAAACCAUGAGCAGAGGGAGAAGUUCUGCCCCGAUCUCUGCUCUAUGCAGAAGUUUGCCUCGUACUGCCUCACAGAACCCGGUAGCGGGAGCGAUGCUGCUUCACUUCUAACAAGUGCAAAGCUCCAAGGAGAUCAUUAUAUCCUGAAUGGCUCCAAGGCGUUCAUCAGCGGAGGUGGAGACACGGAUGUUUACGUGGUGAUGUGCAGGACGGGUGGGAAGGGAGCUAAGGGCAUCUCCUGUCUGGUGGUGGAAAAGGGAACCCCUGGACUCAGCUUUGGCAAGAAAGAGAAGAAGGUAGGUUGGAACUCUCAGCCAACCAGAGCUGUGAUACUGGAGGACUGCGCCGUCCCGGUGACCAAUCGGCUUGGAGCAGAGGGGGAGGGCUUCAACAUCGCCAUGAAAGGCCUUAAUGGAGGCAGAAUUAAUAUUGCUUCUUGUUCCCUCGGGGCGGCUCACGCUUCUGUGCUUCUGGCCCGGGAUCACAUGCGUGUGCGGAAACAGUUCGGAGAAACACUAUCGAACAGCCAGUUCCUGCAGUUCAAGCUGGCUGAGAUGGCCACCAAGCUGGUAGCUUCUCGUCUGCUGGUCCGUCAGGCGGCGCUGGCUCUGCAGGAGGACCGGCCCGAGGCCGUCUCGCUCUGCUCCAUGGCCAAACUCUUCGUGACGGAUGAAUGUUUUUCUAUAUGUAACCAGGCUUUACAGAUACAUGGAGGUUACGGUUACCUAAAGGACUACGCGGUGCAGCAGUACGUCAGAGACAUUAGAGUGCAUCAGAUACUGGAGGGUACUAAUGAAGUGAUGAGGAUGAUCAUUGCGAGAAGUUUGCUCACCGAGUCGUGAUGCUGAUUUAUGGUCUCCUGUAUCGGACUAAACCAUCUCUUCGUUGUCUAAAAUGUUGAUCACACAUGUAGGGUUAAGUGACUGUAAUGUAUUUCUAUGUCCCACACGUGACUGCAGAGAUCUGGUCUUCCACACUCCCGUGUCUGUCGAUUUUGAUCAGGAGGCAUCAACGGUGUUUUAUGCAGAAAGUUUGUGCCUUAAUCUUGUGAAUUUGUAAAUGUAGAUUACAGCGUUUCUUAUAAAAGCACACCGACUCAUUCGAUUUGUUACGAAAUAUAAAACACAGCUAAGAUUUAAGUGAAACAUUUAGAAAAGUUACUGAAGCCGUUUAGUUUAAAUCAUGUAGUUAAGGCUAACAAAUCCUCAAAUCUGUUUCUUUAAGUACAUAUAGAUAUCAGAUUAAUUCGAUGUUAGCACAGACAGUCCAAUUAUUUCAAAUCGGGCAUUAUAUUGUUUGUCUUUAUUAUAUAAUAUAAAUAAAUGUUACUUCUGUGGCUUAAGCUGAUGUGCACCUUGUUAAAUAAAAAAGCUGUUUGGUGAAACUUUCCACAAA
Messenger RNA from Puntigrus tetrazona (Sumatra barb), 1843 nucleotides. RefSeq names its product acyl-CoA dehydrogenase family, member 8 (gene acad8). NCBI's taxonomy places the organism in Eukaryota, Metazoa, Chordata, Actinopteri, Cypriniformes, Cyprinidae. Gene Ontology annotation, biological process: lipid metabolic process. Bases 31 to 1290 code for a protein of 419 amino acids. The transcript is spliced from 11 exons. The record is from RefSeq and is a predicted model, not a curated record. Gene Ontology annotation, molecular function: acyl-CoA dehydrogenase activity; flavin adenine dinucleotide binding.